Gastrolobium bilobum is the source of this 624-nucleotide messenger RNA. Its product is annotated as kunitz trypsin inhibitor 5-like. The transcript has a single exon. The coding region runs from base 1 to 618 and encodes 205 amino acids. Gene Ontology annotation, molecular function: endopeptidase inhibitor activity. NCBI's taxonomy places the organism in Eukaryota, Viridiplantae, Streptophyta, Magnoliopsida, Fabales, Fabaceae. The record is from RefSeq and is a predicted model, not a curated record.
AUGAAGACCUCACUCCUAGCCUUUUCCAUCUUUUGUUUUGCCUUCACCAUAGAACUCUUCAUUGGCAUAACUGCUGCAGCACCAGAACCAGUGCUUGACAUCUCAGGCCACAAACUUAGAACAGGUGUCAAGUACUACAUUUUGCCAGUCACAAGAGGCAAAGGUGGUGGACUAACAGUUGCAAGCAGAGGUAACAACACAUGCCCACUUUUUGUGGUGCAAGAAAAGCUUGAUGUCUUUAAUGGCCAGCCAGUUACUUUCACACCCUACAAUGCUAAGGAUGGUGUCAUCCUAACCUCAACUGAUAUGAACAUAAAGUCUGUGACUACAACAACAACCUGUGUCAAAUCCUCGGUGUGGAGGCUUCUUAAAGUGUUUUCAGGUGUAUGGUUUUUGAGUACUGAUGGUGUUGGAGGCAAUCCUGGUGUUGACACAAUUGUCAAUUGGUUCAAGAUUGAGAAAGCUAUGAAAGACUACGAGCUUUCUUUCUGUCCCUCAGUAUGCAAAUGCCAGACUUUGUGCAGAGCAUUAGGGAUAUAUAUAGAUGAUGAUGGGAGUGGGCAUUUGGCUCUGAGUGAUAAAGUUCCAUCAUUCAGGGUUGUGUUCAAAAGGGCUUAAGUUCUA